Dissoconium aciculare CBS 342.82 is the source of this 1453-nucleotide messenger RNA. Its product is annotated as MFS general substrate transporter. Gene Ontology annotation, molecular function: transmembrane transporter activity. The transcript has a single exon. Gene Ontology annotation, biological process: transmembrane transport. The record is from RefSeq and is a predicted model, not a curated record. Bases 290 to 1243 code for a protein of 317 amino acids. NCBI's taxonomy places the organism in Eukaryota, Fungi, Ascomycota, Dothideomycetes, Mycosphaerellales, Dissoconiaceae.
AAGCGUGACAAGCUGCCAGGAACCGUCUGCGUCGCGAUGAUCACAUUCGCGUUCCUGGAUGCGGAGAACCUGGCAAUGCCGAAGCUUUAGUCUACAGGGCCAAGUGUGGGUUCCAUUCUUUGCACUGCAGUAGAGACGAGCUGGGAGGUGGGGUCCAGAAUAGCGCUUUAUCUGCACAGUCUAUAUCAUGAAGAUGGUUUCCCUGUGAUCUGAUCCUGUCGUCGUUGUCCUUGCCUCUUGCGUCCAACCUGCCUCUUCCCUCACCCAGCUUGCGACAGAUCCCACAAUCAUGGAAGAGAACAAGGUCCGAGGCCGAGCGCCCGUGGUGCGGCACGUCUCGUCCUUCGACGACGAGAAGGACGCCAGCGCGAUGAGCCGGAUGAACACGCACGAGUCCCACGGCCCCGCGGUGGAGCGUUUCGACACCGGCAUGUCACAGAUGGAACUGAUCGAUCAGGAAUCUCUGGGACGAGUGAAGAGCCACGAGAAGCUGGUGACGCCCGCAGCAACGCUCGACCCCCGCGAUCCGCUGAAUCUGAGCAAAAAGCGCAAGAUCAUCGCCGUGGUAUUCCUGUGCUUUUUCGGCGCCAUGGCGGCGGCGGCGGAGUUGAUUCUGGGCGCCAUGUUGCCCGUUUUCGUCAUUGAGUAUGCCGGUCUGGAUUCGAGGAACAUCGAGGCGUUCACGAGGGUACCGCUGCCGGAGGGAACGAACCCCCUGUCGUUGUUGUCAUACCUGCCGGGCCCGCCGAUCUGGAAGACCUACCUGCUCGGUUCCCUGCCGGUGCUGAUGAUCGGACUGGCCAACCUCGCCAUGAUCCCGCUCGCGACUGCGGUCGGCAGACGGCCCGUGAUCAUCGGCUGCGGCGUCUUGGCCGUUGCAGGAUGCGUUUGGUCUGGCAAUUCGCAGUCCCUCGAUUCCCAUCUUGCGGCGCGUUGUCUGCAGGCCGUCGGCGCGGGGACGGUGGAGAGCUUGAUCCCGUUUGUGAUCGCCGACCUCACGUUCUCGCACGAGCGCAACACGUGGAUGUCGUUUGUCUUCGCCACGCAAGGUCUCAUCAUCGUGGCUCUCGGCUUCGCCACGCCCUGGGUGAUCAUCAACCUGAGCUGGCGAUGGCUCUACUUCAUCACCGGGAUCGGCGCAUCGGUCUUCAUGGUCGGCGUCUUGGCGUUCUUGCCGGAGACACGAUGGAAGCGCACGGCCUCCGAGAUCCGUAAGUGUCGUGCAUGCCGAAGCGGGAUAUGACUGUGAGAUGCUAAUUCAACGGCAGACGGUGUCCCCCGAGACGAGACCAACCGAACGUACGCGCCGCGGAAUCUGCGCUACGAUCUCCAGAUCUUCAGUGGGCCGGCGGAAUGGCGAGCCGGGUGGAACGUGUUCGUCAGCGCCAUGCACACCCUGUACUACCCACAGAUCCUCUUCAUCACGCUCCUCAACAGCGCGAUGAUCGCGUCG